UCGCAGGCCGUCGCUUGCUCUACCACAGCAGCCGCCGCAAACGACGCCCUCUUUUCUCUGUCUCCCUCCCUCCUCCUGCCGCUCACAUCAAAAUCCUUCUCUCUCUCGCGGCGCUCGGCUGAAGCCCAGCCAUGUCCGUCCCCGGCGUCGCCUCCCGCGCCGCCGACCGCUUCUACUGCCCGCCGCCGCGCCGCCACCUGCUCCACCACCACCACAACCAGGCGUCUAAGGCGGCGGCGGCGGCUGUAGAGAGGCAGCCGAGGAGCGCCGCGGCGGCGGCGAAGGAGGAGGAGGAGGAGACCAAUCUCGAGUGCUUCAUCGCGUCCACGGCCGUCCGCGUUCCCGCGCAUCGGCUCCCCCGGACGAGCUCGAGCUCGCGGGAGAGGGGAGCGGCCGGGGCGCCGCCGUACUACGAGCUCGCGGAUCUGUGGGAGGCGUUCGCGGAGUGGAGCGCCUAUGGCGCCGGCGUGCCGCUCCUGCUCAAUGGCACGGACGGCGUCGUGCAGUACUACGUCCCCUUCCUGUCGGCUAUCCAGCUGUUCGCUGCCCGGCCGCCGUCGUCAACCUCAGGUAGACUUGGUGAAGAUAGUGAUGGUGAGAGUGCUCAGGAUAUGAGCAGUGAGAGCGACCAUGAGCAUUUAAGAUGCCGAUGUUUAGUUAACAGUAUUUCUGCAGAUCAAGAUGGUUUCUCCAGUGAUGAUAGUGAGUCUGGCAACCAGGAAUUGUACCCUGUUUUCCAAUAUAUGGAGCAUGAUGCACCAUAUGGAAGACAACCUUUAGCAGACAUGAUAUCAUUACUUGCUAAUAGAUUUCCUGAUUUAAGAACAUAUAAGAGCUGUGAUCUUCUACCAUCCAGUUGGAUUUCUGUAGCAUGGUAUCCCAUAUACAGGAUACCGACAGGACCAACAUUGAAAGAUUUGGAUGCUUGCUUUUUAACAUUCCAUUCACUAUCUACACCAGCGGAAGGUACACUAAGUGGGCAUCCUGAGACAAAUGUUUUCCAUGAUAGCAAAAUUUAUGAUGUUCCUGGAAAGGUCACACUGCCUCUCAUUGGUCUAGCAUCACACAAGUUUAAUGGUUCCAUGUGGACAUCAAAUCAAGAGCAUGAGCAACAGUUAACUAAGUCGCUCCUGAAAGCUGCAGAUGACUGGCUUUGCCAGCGGCGAGUCAAUCAUCCCGAUUACCGCUUCUUCCUUUCACACUAAUACACAUGUUUGUGAAAGUUCCCUGCGUUUUGGCAAAUAGCUCAGCCAGAUGCCCACUAAUUAAGUGAUGAACUUAACAUACUGCCAUUGAGUCCACGGGCACUGAUAUCAUUAUCUCUUUUUUUAUUAUUAUUAUGGGGCUUCAUUUAUGUUAUAGCCCCAUAUUUAUUUUUACCUAGAUCUGCUUAGUUCACUGGUAUUUUGGGUUACUUUAUAGUAACUAGUUAGAUAGGGGUCACCAGAAUUAUUUAGCAUCUCGUAAGAUGCUUUUGAGUGGAUGGUAUGUGGCAGAGCUAGGUAGGCAGUGAGUGGUUAGAGAUGUAUAUCGGUCUGCUUCAGAUAUAGUGAUGAUGAUGAUAAAGUAUUUCAACAUUUUGUUUUAAUUGGGAUAUGUUUGCUCUUUUGUGCCUGCAUGGGUUUGAGAUUACUGUAACUUAUAAUUGAUAUUUGACAUGUGAGAAUAAAGUGAUAUAUGGUUGAAGCAUA
Messenger RNA from Oryza sativa Japonica Group (Japanese rice), 1691 nucleotides. RefSeq lists its product as uncharacterized. The record is from RefSeq and is a predicted model, not a curated record. NCBI's taxonomy places the organism in Eukaryota, Viridiplantae, Streptophyta, Magnoliopsida, Poales, Poaceae.